Messenger RNA from Staurois parvus, 816 nucleotides. The record is from the annotation of a GenBank genome assembly. NCBI's taxonomy places the organism in Eukaryota, Metazoa, Chordata, Amphibia, Anura, Ranidae.
AUGUCCGCUACAAUGGCAGAGAGAGAGAGGGAAGGACAUGUCCAGGAUCAGCUGGAUUCCGUUCUCAGCAAUCUGUAUGAUUUCGGUGAUGAUUUUGAGCCUUCCAAAGUGACAAUAUCUGAAAGUGAAGAAGGCGCUCCACUUGCUAUUAAAACAAAAGAAGUGAAUGGCUCUGGGGAACAUCCACUACCUAUUUUGGAAAUUCACAGUUCUAGACGGGGAAAGAAAAAUCCAUCUUUUUUCUUUAACGCUAUCAAGGACGAAUUGAGCAGCCAGCCAAAAGGCACUGAUAUUCCGAGCAGUUCUGUCUCAAAAUCUCAUGUUGAAGUUGUAACAUUUGUCAGUCGUAAAGAUAAAAAGCAAGCCAAGAGCGGUGAAGUACAAGACAGAGAUUCUAAAAUAAUUAUUGAUUCAAAGGAGGAAGAAAACAAUCCAACAUUUGAUUUUGAAAAGGUACGUUUGGAGGUUCACAAGUUUGGUAUCACAGGUUUCAAGAAAGAAAAACAAAGGAAAUUUGAACAGGAGAGGGCAAUUAUGCUUGGAGCAAAGCCCCCCAAAAGAGAAUAUGUGAACUACAAAGUUUUCCAAGAGAAGAUAAAGGAACAGGAACAAACAAAAGAAAGAAGCCUUACGGAAAAUAUCACGGAACCAGUAAGAAAAAAACAGAAACAAGGACAGAAUGUCAGAAGGUCAAGGAAAGGAAAAGGAUCAUCAGGAUUUGUGCCAGAUGGCCAGGUGGGGAGGUUUAGAAAUGGUGCGCUGAUUCUGAGCAGCAAAGAUAUUCACAAGAUUAAACAAUCCAAAAUUAGUAAAUGA